AUGGAACCCACGCCAAGUCAGCUCAAUGCGCAGCACUGCCGCAACUUCGUCACCACUCUUCACACCACGCCCUAUCCAGCAAUAGAUCCGUCGCGCGUAAAGCUACCUUCACCUUUCUUCGUCUGUAUAAUCGGUGGACGAGGCGCAGCCGGUGGCGGAAUAGCCCGGGCAUACGUCCAAGCUGGCGUAUCGGGCCUCAUCCUCGCUGCUCGCACACGUUCGGGGCUGGAAGAAACAGCCAACGAAGUUCGCUCAAUCAGCUCUACAAUCAAAGUGGUCAUUCAAAUUUGCGACAUCGCUGUCGAAAAGGACCUCGCGUCAGUUGCACAGAUUGUCAAGACCGAAUUUGAUGGGCGCCUUGAUGUUGCCGUGGUGAACUCAGGCUACACGGGUGCGAUGGUUUGUGAUGUCGCUAAAGAGUCACCAGAGGAUUAUCAGACUGCAUUCAAUGUCAACACAAUCGGCUCCUUUUAUGCGGCACACCAUCUGCUGCCAUUGCUCGAAGCAACUCAAUCAAGUGCGAUGUCUUUCAUCGCGAUCAACUCUAUGGCCUCGCCCACGGUUUCUGGGAUGGGUGGUCAUGCUCACUACUGUGUGAGUAAGGCAGCCCAGGCGAGACUGGUUGAGAUGAUCAAUGAGCAGUAUUCGAGUCGUGGUCUCUUUUGUGCAAGUGUGCACCCGGGCGGUCUGAUGAGUGGGUUUAUCAAGCAUGACUUGCCUGAAAAUAUCAAGAAAAUGAUGAAUGAUAGCCCUAAUUUGGUUGGUGCCUUCUGCGUCUGGCUAUCAACUCCAGACUUUUCUGAGAGACAACGAACGGCCCUUAACGGUCGCUUCCUUUCCUGCAAAUGGGACGUUUCUGAGCUUGAAGAACGAUUUGAUGAAAUUUUGAAAAAGGACCUGCUGAGGUUCCGAAUUGCCAUGGAUUAA
Penicillium cinerascens is the source of this 927-nucleotide messenger RNA. Its product is annotated as SDR family NAD(P)-dependent oxidoreductase. The transcript is spliced from 2 exons. The coding region runs from base 1 to 927 and encodes 308 amino acids. The record is from RefSeq and is a predicted model, not a curated record. NCBI's taxonomy places the organism in Eukaryota, Fungi, Ascomycota, Eurotiomycetes, Eurotiales, Aspergillaceae.